AUGAAGGAAGAAGAAACUGUCAAAAAAUACUCAGACAGGAUUAUGGCUGUGGUAAACAACAUAAGACUCCUUGGUGAGCAGUUUAAUGAAGCAAGGAUAGUGGAGAAGGUUAUUUCAACCUUGCCUGAGAGAGAAGAGUUAGCAGACUGGAGGAGCACUAGGAAGGUACCUUUCAGGCAAAGACCAAUACUACCUACAAAGGCAAAAAGACCUGGAAAGACAAGCCAAAGUAUGAUGCUGCAAGGAAAGGAGAUCAAACUUGCAGGCAUUGGUCUGCAAAAACCAAGGCAGAGCCAACUUCAACAGAUGAAGGCUGUGGCUCGAGUUGCCAAGGAAGACAGUGAUCAUGAGGAGCAAGUUUUGGCUGUGUCAUGCUCAACUGCUCAGGAAAGGUUUUCAAAUGGUUGGCUCUUAGACAGUGGAUGCACCAACCACAUGACACCAGAUGCUGCUAUCUUCAAGUCAUUGGACAGAAGCUACAGAACCAAAGUCAAGAUUGGUAAUGGUCACUUUAUAAAAGCAGAAAGAAAUGGUGAUGUGUUGAUACGCACUCCCAGAGGUGCCAAGGACUCAGAUACUGCUUACACAACUACAAUAGAUGAAUCUAAGCUUUGGCAUCAAAGACUUGAACAUGCCAAUUACAAAUCGAUGGACCAGUUGUGCAGAAAUAGUUUGGCUAAAAAUUUCAUAAAUUCAGUCCAAAACCAAGAGGUUUGUGAAGUGUGUCAGCUAAGGAAGCAAGCCAAACUUCCAUUUCCCUCGAAUCAAGCCUGGGGAGCCUCUAAAAGACUACAACUUGUGCACACUGAUGUGUGUGGCCCCAUGAAGACUGAGUCACUAAAUGGAAGCAGGUAUUUCAUAUUGUUUAUUGAUGAUUUUUCAAGGUUUUGUUGGAUUUACUUCUUGAAACAGAAAUCAGAGGUGGCCUCUGUGUUUUGGAAGUUCAAGACUGCUGCUGGGACUGAAACAGGCUACAAGUUGAAGACCCUAAGGUCAGAUAAUGGGACUGAGUAUACCUUAGCUUAG
Molecule: messenger RNA, 1026 nt
Organism: Gossypium raimondii (Peruvian cotton)
Lineage: Eukaryota; Viridiplantae; Streptophyta; Magnoliopsida; Malvales; Malvaceae
Exons: 4
Coding region: 1-1026 (341 amino acids)
Biological process (GO): DNA integration
Molecular function (GO): nucleic acid binding
Source: RefSeq, a predicted model, not a curated record